This is a messenger RNA of Impatiens glandulifera, 3701 nucleotides long. RefSeq lists its product as uncharacterized. The record is from RefSeq and is a predicted model, not a curated record. Lineage: Eukaryota; Viridiplantae; Streptophyta; Magnoliopsida; Ericales; Balsaminaceae. Gene Ontology annotation, cellular component: AP-type membrane coat adaptor complex. The coding region runs from base 181 to 3561 and encodes 1126 amino acids. Gene Ontology annotation, biological process: endosomal transport. The transcript has 3 exons.
CUGUGGUACGUGUUCUUGGGGGAAAUUGUAUAAGCAAAACUAGAUUCCAAUUCAAAGCAUCUUCAUCUCUCCAUCUGGAUCUUGUUCUUCCUUCCCCGUGAAGUUGGCAGCAGUAAAGCAGACAACUUGAGAAUGGAAUGAAGAGAUUCAUUGAAUAACAAACAAUAGAAGCUUCUGUGAAUGGAGAAGCCGCAACAGCUGAAAUCGCUUUCACCUCAAGACUGGGAGACCCUUUUUGAUGAUUUCCAGUUUGGAGGAGCCCGUCGGGAGAGAUGGGUUUCCUCCAAUUACAAUGGGUUUUCUCUUCUAGAACUCGCUCUCUCUUCCAUCCUUCGAAAGGACUUUCCUAUCAAUGGUAAGCUCCAUAUUAUCGUUUUCCUAGAGGAGUACUCAUACCUUCUCUUCUGUCAAGAGGACAGUUCCGAUCUUCAGUCAUCGAUUUCCGAUCAAGUACUAACUCGCUUUGUUGAAUCCCUAAUCGUAAUCAUUCAAGCCCCAAUUGAUGGAGUCUCCGUUACCUAUGCUCUCAAAGAGCAGAUGAUGAUAUCCACAACUUCAAUUCUCAUUACCCUUAAAGAAGAUGAUGAAUUUCUCGAUUCCAACAACCUGCGCCAGCUUGAGAGCUUGACUGAAUUACUCCUGACUGUUAUCAAUCGACCAAACCAUGGACCCGACCGGCAGAUUAGAGCGGCGGCCUGUGAGUGUCUCCGCCAAUUGGAGAGAGCUCACCCUUGCCUUCUCUCUGAAAUAUCUGGCCGUCUUUGGGGAUUAUGCCAGAGUGAACGAACUCACUCAGCUCAAAGCUAUAUUUUGUUAUUAACUACUGUAAUCCACUGUAUCUUGAUCUAUAAGCCUAAUGUCUCCAUCCUUAAUUCUUCGAUUACUUUAGUCCCUUUCAAUGUUCCUCAGUUCUUAACCAGUGGUGGCCGCGGUUUCAGUUCAGAGAUAUCUAACUCAACCCACAAGGAGUUGAGGAGAGUGAUGUCUUUCUUAUUGGAAUGGCCUCAGUUUCUCACCUCUUGUGGUGUUAUGGAGUUCAUGUCUAUGAUUGUACCCAUGACUUCGGCUCUGGACUUACAAGUCUCGUUGUUGAAGGUGCAGUUCUGGGGCCUCCUUCAUACUUACGAUCCUUUGCUAUGGCACACUUACUUAACUCUGUUUUCUCAUUUUCUGGUUGCUUUUGAUGGGCAAGAGAGUGAAAUUGCUAGCCGCCUUGUCUCAAUCUCAAGAGAGUCGCAACAUUUAUUGGCUUUCCGGUUGCUGUCAUUGGAAUGGCUAAUAGGUUUCAUUGUUUUAUUGAAAGAAGAGGGGAAAAGGAAAGCAAUUAUGAAGAAGAUGAGCUUGAACUUCUAUCCAGCUGUUUAUGAUCCCCUUGCUCUAAAGUUAAUGAAGCUUGACCUGAUUUCUUAUUCUUUUAUUCUAUUUCACGAUUAUAAAUCCAAAGACACGGAAGCUUCUUCAUCGCCUGAUCGUGUGAAUUCUGAUGCAUCUGUGGUGAAGUUGUUUAAAGAUGGUUUUAUUUCAGUUUCAUCUUUAAAAUGGUUACCUGCUUGGAGCUCUGAAACAGCUGUAGCAUUCCGUUACUUCCAUAAAUUUUUGAUAGGUUCUUCGUCUCAUUCUGAUGUUGAUCCUUUUCCCAGUAAAAAUCUAACUGAAUCGACAAUCUUCUGCAACUUACAGAAGAACCUGGUGGCAUUAGCACUAGAGUCUAAAGGUCUGGUUCCUGUGAUAGUUGCACUGAUAACUCGUUUGACAGUAUGCCACAAACAUCACUUGUUAGGCAACCACAUGCUUCAAACGCUUGAUCGUGAUUUGCUUCCUAAACUUCGGGUGGACUACCAAUUGACAUCUUACUUCCCAAUCUUUAAUGAGAUUGCGAAGAAUGUCACAAUUUCUCCUUGCGGGCUGAUUAAUGUGUUGACGCGUUUUGUGAUCUUCCUAAUUGAAAAACAUGGACCAGAGACGGGACUUAGAUCGUGGUCUAAUGGAAGUCAAGUUCUUGAUAUCUGUCGAACAAUGCUGGUGCAUCAUACCGGCUCUAGGAUUUUCCUCAGUCUAUAUCGACUCCUUGCAUUCACUUGCCUUUGUUUUCCCGAUCUCGAAGUUCGUGAUGACGCAAGGAUAUAUCUGCGGAUGCUCGUAUGUAUUCCAGGUAAGAAGCUCAAGCUCCUACUUAAUAAUGGUGUUCAACACACCGGCAUAGCAUCAUCUACUCAAUCUGGUUCGUAUUUCAAUGUACAUUCUCCUCGAGUAGCUCACGAUCCAAAGAAAUCAAGGACUCUUUCGUCAUACGUAUAUAUUGAUAGGACAAUACCGCUUCUCGUCACUCAAUUGUGGUCCUUGUCUUUACCGAGUUUCGGAACCAUGAGCGAAACACAAUCUCUUUUCGAGGGCAUCAAGGUGAUCGAACUCCCGGUUGACCAAUUGGAGCAUGACGGAACCUCAAACGAAAUAAUAGCACUCCCUUUGGAAAUUAAAACUAUCGAUUACCCCGGCCCUGGGAUCCCAUUACGGGUGAUGGAUUCCAAGAUAUCAGGCAUUAUUGAAACGUUGAGACAACAUUUCUCUUCCAUUCCCGAUUUCAAACAUGAUCGGGGUCUCAAAGUUACAAUACCUUGCACAUUGAAAUUCACAUCGGAGCAUUUCAAUCGCAUAUGGGGUAUUAACGAUGUGGAAGAAGAGCCCGCUAUGUACGCAAUUGUGGUCGCGUUUUCCUCUUCUGCACCGUACGGAGUUAUUCCGUCGUGCCAUAUACCUUUCCUUACCGGAUUACCCGUAGAAAACGACAACUAUACUUUCGAAGUACGUCGAACGAAGGGAGAACCUAUAACGAUCGAAUUGGAACCACGAGAGCCUGUCCCAGGGUUGAUUGACGUCUCGCUCGAAGCAAAUACAGAAAAUGGAGAAAUAAUUCGGGGGCGACUCGAGAACAUAACUGUAGGCAUGGAAGACAUGUUUCUUCAAGCUACAGUCCCAGCUGAUCUCCCAAACGAGGGCUCGGUCUCUGAAUAUUAUCUAGAGCUGUUCACGGCUCUAUGGGAAGCAUGUGGAUCCUCGAGUAACACCGGGAGAGAGACCUUCCCUUUAAAAGGUGGGAAAGUUGUGGUGGCGAUUAACGGAACCGAAUCCGUCAAACUAAUGGUAGUUUCUGCGAUUUCUUUAGUUCGAGCCGUCGAGAACCACUUGGCACGAUUUGUUGUGUCAGUUAGUGGGGAGUUUUUGAUCGGCAUGGUGAAGGGUUGUGGAAAUCUUAGCGAUAUUUUUUGGGAAGAUGUGUGUUCUUCUUCGGGUGGUUAUGAACUCGAAAGCGUUAAGGGGCCUCUUUUCUUGAAAUACACGGGAUUGGAAGAGGAUGAAGAAGAGGAAGAAAUGGGAAAGUAUGCAUUGGUUAGUAAGAAAGACCCGGGUUUGAUGAAGAUUAUGAUAUUCCUUCCUCCAAGAUAUCAUCUACUUCUUCAAAUAGAAGUUGGCGAAAGAUCGAGUUUGGUUCGGAUCCGAACUGAUCAUUGGCCAUGUCUAGCUUAUAUUGAUGACUAUCUUGAAGCUUUGUUUUCAUCUUAGUGUUGAUAUGUAACUUUUGUUGGAGUUUUGAAAUCCUUGUAUCUUUUUUGCUUACAUACAUUUAUCAUGUAUGCAUCAAGAAUGAGGUUUUUAUACAAACUUGUCAUCAUAUUUAAUAAGGAAAAAUGUUGAUUUUUUUU